AAAUAGUGAAGCAUCUCAUUGAAUCUACUGGCUGUGAUAUUAAUGUUAGAGAAAAGGGAACUGGGUCCACUCUGUUACAUAAAGCAUGUUAUAAUGGAUCACUGUCAAUAGUAGAAUAUUUGAUAUCUAAACCGCAGUGUGACAUUGAAGCUAAAGACAAUAAAGGAAACCAACCACUUUAUUAUGCAGCAUGUCAAGGACAUAAAGAAAUAGUUUCAAUAUUAGGAAAGAAAGUGAGUGAGGAUGGUUUAUCUGAAUGUAUGAAAUCAGCAAAGCAACUAGCAGUACCAGCUAUAAUGAAACUAUUAAAUAAUCAUUAUGAAGAUAUGAGGUCAUUAAUUAAUGCGUGUAAAUCUGGAAAUGUAGACAUUGUACGUCAUCUUGUGAUUGAUAAACACUGUGAUGUUAAUGCUAAAGGGUGGAUUGGCCUUACACCAUUACAUCAUGCAUGUGAAAAAGGUCAUUUUGAAAUUGUUGAAAUUUUGACUAACGAUCCACAAUGCAAUAUUGAAGCUGAAGCCAGUUUUAUGGGCAGACCACUCCAUGUAGCAUGUAAUUCUGGAAAUGUAGACAUUGUACAUCAUCUUGUGAUUGAUAAACACUCUGAUGUUAAUGCUAAAGGGUGGAAAGGCUCUACACCAUUACAUUGUGCAUGUGAAAAGGGAUCUUUUGAAAUUGUUAAAAUUUUGACUAAUGAUCCACAAUGUAAUAUUGAAUCUGAAGAUAAGGAUAAUGACAGACCACUACACAAAGCAUGUGAAUCUGGAAAUUUAGACAUUGUACGUCAUCUUGUGAUUGACAAACACUGUGAUGUUAAUGCUAAAUGUGGAAAUGGCUAUAUACCAUUGCAUUAUGCAUGUGAAAAGGGUUCUUUUGAAAUUGUUAAAAUUUUGACUAAUGAUCCACAAUGUAAUAUUGAAGCUGAAGAUAAGGAUAAUGACAGACCACUACACAGAGCUUGUAGAUUAACAAAUGUAGGCAUUAUACGUCAUCUUGUGAUUGAUAAACACUGUGAUGUUAAUGCUAAAGGGAGGAAUGGCUAUACACCAUUGCAUUAUGCAUGUAAAAAGGGUCAUUUUGAAAUUGUUAAAAUUCUGACUAAUCACCCACAAUGUAAUAUUGAAGCUGAAAGCAAUUCUAAUGACAGACCACUACACAAAGCAUGUGAAUCUGGAAAUUUAGAAAUUGUACGUCAUCUUGUGAUUGACAAACACUGUGAUGUUAAUGCUAAAUGGAGGAAUGGCUAUACACCAUUACAUUAUGCAUGUAAAAAGGGUCAUUUUGAAAUUAUUAAAAUUCUGACUAAUCACCCACAAUGUAAUAUUGAAGCUGAAAGCAAUUCUAAUGACAGACCACUACACAAAGCAUGUGAAUCUGGAAAUAUAGACAUUGUACGUCAUCUUGUGGUUGACAAACAUUGUGAUGUUAAUGCUAAAGGGAGGAAUGGCUACACAUCAUUACAUUAUGCAUGUGAAAAGGGUCAUUUUGAAAUUGUUGAAAUUUUGACUAACGAUCCACAAUGUAAUAUUGAAGCUAAAAACAAUGAUGAUAAAUCGCCAUUACAUUUAGCAAAUAUGUGUAGAUCUAGCAGUUAUUCUUUUCCUAUAAGUGAUUAUACAAACAUAGUCAAUUAUCUUAAUAGAGUUAUUAAUAUGUCUCAAUUUAGUGGUAUAGCAUUAUUACGUGUUGUUAAGUGUAUAUUGACAGGUCCUCCUGGUGCUGGUAAGAGUACAUUAAAGAAGAGACUCCUCAAUCAUUCUCUUGAUACAGGUCCUUCUCUUAGUACUGGUGUAAUUGAUGCAGCUGUACAAGUUAAUUCAUCAUUUCGUAAACUAUCACAGCACAAUGCACUA
Messenger RNA from Amphimedon queenslandica, 1853 nucleotides. Its product is annotated as putative ankyrin repeat protein RF_0381. The record is from RefSeq and is a predicted model, not a curated record. The transcript has a single exon. Gene Ontology annotation, molecular function: protein binding. The annotation marks the transcript as partial. Lineage: Eukaryota; Metazoa; Porifera; Demospongiae; Haplosclerida; Niphatidae.